Aspergillus tanneri is the source of this 492-nucleotide messenger RNA. RefSeq lists its product as uncharacterized. Bases 1 to 492 code for a protein of 163 amino acids. The record is from RefSeq and is a predicted model, not a curated record. The transcript has a single exon. Lineage: Eukaryota; Fungi; Ascomycota; Eurotiomycetes; Eurotiales; Aspergillaceae.
AUGGAUACCCUGGAGGAAUUGGUCAUUGCAUACAUGCCGGUACCGGACCGGACGCAGUGCGGGCAAUGGAUAAGCAAAUAUGACUGUGCCAACUUUGGAUUUCCGCCAGACAUUCAGACAUUCUACGUACCUGCUCAGUUCCCACAAGGUAGUGCCGAGACUUUGCGCAACAUCGGAGCGCUCACGACCCCUGUCAGUGAUGUUGUGACAUUCAUAAUAGGAGGCGACCUGAUUCUCGUUACGGCUGUUUCAACCGAUUCUUCUGUGCCAACAGGUGCCAGCGAGAGCAGUGGCUCAGGUUAUAACAACAGUAGCAGUGAAAACACGGGCAACGGCAGCCUGGGUUCCGGCGACGAACAGGCCGCCUCGGACGACACUCCAAAGGACUUUUGGCAUUCACCAGAUGUCGACCAACCCCGUCCUCUUUGGUUCAGUUCUGGCAGUUGCCGGGUUUUGCGUUCAUUCUGUGAGGGAACAGGCGCUGUAUUAUAA